Molecule: messenger RNA, 1802 nt
Organism: [Torrubiella] hemipterigena
Lineage: Eukaryota; Fungi; Ascomycota; Sordariomycetes; Hypocreales; Clavicipitaceae
Source: the annotation of a GenBank genome assembly
GCCGUGAAAGAAAAUCUGGGGACAGAAACAGCGCCUGUUGGUCCGUCGCAUCGCGACCCAACAAAGACAUCAAUGGUCUAACAACGCGACUACCGUUCCGGAAGUAACGGCUGCCCCUCAAUCCUAUUGCAAUCAUUCACCUGGAUUUUGUCACUUCAUCCUCCCUUUUAAUCUUUCCCGGAUGUUUGUCCAAAGGCUGCCAGCAUCAUGGACGCCACCUACCAAACCGUUGCGGGCUUCCUAGCAAGCUGGCCAAAUGCAUGCUGCAUAAUAUUCCUUUUGCUCGGUAUAUGCUUUGUCACUUUUGACUGGGCUGGUCCCAUGGAACCACUACCCAAGCAGGAGUUUCUUGAAGAGGCCUAUGUACCUAUCGAAAAGAAGGACGAAGUUGCUACACUUAAGUUGGCCCGAAUAGUCACUCCCAAAAAAUGCCGGCUACUUGACUUGCCUAAUGAAUUGCUCUUGCGCUUGGUCGAUCUUAUAUACGAUGGCGGGUACAACUCAGUAGCCAAAGAUGCGAAUGUGUACCGCAAGAUAUUCGUCAACUUGCUCACAACAAACAGAAGACUCAGUGCCAUGGCAAUGCAUCGGCUUUACCAUACAGUUGGCCCAUACAAUACUGUCCGCCUAGUCUCAAACUUUUGCAAAUAUCCCAUGGCGGGGCAUAGAGUUAGAAAUCUUGUCAUCUCAGAUUGGAUCAUUGAAUCACAUGAUGUCGCAGCUCACUUGGGAGAUAUCGAAUUCAACAUCAAUACAAAGCUGGCUUCACUUCGGGUCCGUGACACUCGUGAGCGCGGCAUCAAAUUCGACUUAUUUGAGGUAGCAGCUGGCACCGAAUCAUGUGGCAGCCAGGCUGAGCUCAGAAAUGCCGUAUCGAUGCUACUCCUUCUUUCCUGCCCCAAUAUCGAAGUCCUUACAAUUGACCAAACCAACUGGUUUGUUCCUGUCGGCGCAUAUGGAGUAACAUUGAGUAAGCUUCGCAAAAUUGAAAUUAACGACGGCACUUUUACAAUCUUCACGGAGAGUACCCUGGCUCCCGAGCCCCCCGACUUUGGUUUUGAUCUGACUCAUAUCGAUAUGAACUUCUCGGGUACAGACCAAACGACUUUCUCGGCGCUGGUAUCCAAUUGUACAGCAUUGCAGAGCUUCUCGUACGGGGUUGGUGGUUAUUUGCCAUUAGUUAACUCCGACAUCUCACCAGACUGUCUCAUUGAGCAACUUGAAACACAUACAGAAUGUCUCAAGACGCUCCGCCUGUUAUGGUCAGAGCAUAAUACAGAUCAGUGCGUCUGCUUUCCCAUAGAGGAAACUAUUUAUACAUUGGCGCACUUUACCGCCGUCGAGGAACUGCACAUUGGUCUACCAGGUCUGGAAGUCUACCACGCCAAUCAGGACACAACAGAGCAGUUCUUCCUAGAACUCCUACCCCCCAACCUCCGCAAACUUCUCUUAUGGGACGGCACAAAAGUAUGGGAUCUUGAUGAACUGUACAUGGCCACCAAGCACCACUUCAACGAUCUGAGAGAAAUACACUUAUGUCGUAGUCUUAAAACAGUGCGGUCCAGGGAAGAUCGACUGAUUGGACUCUUUGCGAAACGUGGCAUCCGUUUGACCUAUUCUGGAGAUGACCAGGAUUCAAGAGAUGGUGCCAUGAAUCCCCCAGGACUGCGCACUAGUGAUGGCGUGAGAGUGUGCACGCUUGUCGCAAACUACGUCAAAGGCCGUACGCUCGAAUAGAAUACCCAGUAAAAAUAAUUGUAUAUAUAAUGAAAUUUAUACCAUUGGACAUUCAAGAUUCAUCA